AAUCACGAGAAACAGAAGUCAUUUGGCCGGAAAUUAACUCCGCCCUCCUCUGUCUCUCUCUCCCUCCGCCAUAAAUAGCCUACAGUUUCCACUUCGAAUUCGAACCCACGCCUUCUGCCUCCCCCGCAUCGCAGAGAAAGCUCGAGGGUUGCCAUGGCGUCGCACUCCUAAUCGCAGCUCUCCUGCUCUUGGAUUUUGGGUCUUUCUCUGGUUCGAGGUGUUCCUUCCUUCUUGUAAGAUUGUUUGCAGAGAUGGCGGCCACGAAAUGGAGUUCGCAGACCAGCGGCUACGAGACAGCGAUUUGGGCCACCAAAAUCGCUUUUUGCUUCCUCGGCGUCGUCUCUUGCGGCGCCGCCGCCAGGGCUGCUGUCCCCGCCGCCGCUGAAGCCCUGUCCUCCGCCCUCCCGGGCUUUUGCGCCUCCCUCCGCUCCUGGCUCGCGCCGCCGUACCUCCUCAUCGCCGUCCAUUUCAUUAUCCUCGCCAUCUGGAAGCUCUCCGAUCAGAUGCAGCACCGCGAGCAAUGGGCGGUGGAGGAGAGGACGGCGGAGCCCGGGAGUCCCAGAAGGUUCAAGGCUUUCGAGCCCGCGCCUACUGCUGGCCUUCUCCGGGGGCCCUCGCCGGGUAUCUUGCCGCCUCCGACGACCAUGGCGACUCCAGCACCGGAUCCCGAUGAGCGCUCGCCGUCCGAAGCAUCGUGCCUCACGGCGGAGUCCGGCGAGAGGUCCACGGCUUCGUCGGCGCUUGCGAGCAAGAGGAGCGUCGAACCGGAGUCCCAGAGCAGCAUGACGACAGUGGAAGAGGAGGACGAGGCGGUGGCGGUGGCGGAGACAGAGAUCGAGUCGACGGAUGCCGCGAGGAAAAUGAUCGGGGAGCAGUCGCCUCCACCGCCACAGCCACCGGCGGCGUCCGCGAGCCACGACGAGUUGAACCGGCGAUUCGACGAUUUCAUCAAGAAGAACCGGGAGCAGAUCCGGCUUCUCAGUAGCCGGCGGUGGCAGUAGAAGAUGGAAAAGGCAAAUGCACGUCAACUGAUCUCCAUCUCCUCCAUCAUCUUCUUAAUAGCUCUUUAAAACCCUUCCAAUACUAAAAGAUGCUAACUUGAGAAAAGAUGAGAACUCACAUUGUCUGAUCUCAUCAAAAUGGCUGUCCACUAUGCUACUAUGUUUGUGUGAGGAUAAAAGGAUCAUUGUUAACCUUAUCCCCAUCAUUUCCUGUAAUGUCAAAUUUGUUAGAAUCAUAAAACCUCAGUUUUUGUGAUUGUUUA
Messenger RNA from Musa acuminata AAA Group (dessert banana), 1264 nucleotides. RefSeq lists its product as uncharacterized. The coding region runs from base 252 to 1001 and encodes 249 amino acids. NCBI's taxonomy places the organism in Eukaryota, Viridiplantae, Streptophyta, Magnoliopsida, Zingiberales, Musaceae. The transcript has 2 exons. The record is from RefSeq and is a predicted model, not a curated record.